Trichoderma harzianum CBS 226.95 is the source of this 816-nucleotide messenger RNA. RefSeq lists its product as hypothetical. Gene Ontology annotation, molecular function: enoyl-CoA hydratase activity. The transcript has a single exon. Bases 1 to 816 code for a protein of 271 amino acids. Gene Ontology annotation, biological process: fatty acid beta-oxidation. NCBI's taxonomy places the organism in Eukaryota, Fungi, Ascomycota, Sordariomycetes, Hypocreales, Hypocreaceae. The record is from RefSeq and is a predicted model, not a curated record. Gene Ontology annotation, cellular component: mitochondrion.
AUGAGCUCGCCGCCCGCGGUCGAGGACGUCAUCAUCACGGCGCCUCGGCCACACAUCCUGCUCAUCACCAUCAACCGCCCCAAGCAGCUCAACUGCAUCCGCCACGACAUGCACUACCAGCUCGACCGCCUGUGGAAGUGGUACGACGCCGAGCCGGCCCUGCGGUGCGCCGUCAUCACCGGCAUGGGGCGGGCCUUUUGCGCGGGCGCCGACCUCAAGGAGUGGAACGAGCGCAACGCCAACCCCGACGAGCCGUCCAAGAAGGCGCCCGAGGCCGGCUUCGGCGGGCUCAGCAACCGCCAGGGCAAGAAGCCCAUCAUCGCCGCCGUCAACGGCCUGUGCCUGGGCGGCGGCAUGGAGAUGAUUCUCAACGUCGACAUGGUCAUCGCGUCUGUCGAUGCGCGCUUCGCCCUGCCCGAGGUGGCCCGCGGCGUCGUGCCCAUCCAGGGGGCGCUGCCUCGCCUCAUCCGCUCUGUCGGUAUGCAGCGCGCUUCCGAGAUGGCUCUGCUCGGCAGGAUCUACAAGGCCGACGAGAUGCUUCGCUGGGGGCUAGUCAACCACGUCAUUGCCCGAGGGAGUGAUGUCGUCGGCGAGGCCCUUCAAUGGGCCAUUGAGCUGGCCAACAACUCGCCAGACUCCAUCAUCGUGGCCCGUCAAGGCCUACUCAGCGGCUGGGAGGCGGAGAACCCCAAGGAUGCCACCGACCGCAUUCUGACGGAGAUCUACACCAAGAUGGACGGCGGAGCCAACAUGACGGAAGGCGUGCGGGCUUUUGUCGAGAAGAGAAAGCCCGUCUGGAAGGAUAGCAAGCUGUGA